This is a messenger RNA of Salvia splendens (bonfire salvia), 1282 nucleotides long. RefSeq names its product protein trichome birefringence-like 41. Gene Ontology annotation, cellular component: Golgi apparatus. Gene Ontology annotation, molecular function: O-acetyltransferase activity. NCBI's taxonomy places the organism in Eukaryota, Viridiplantae, Streptophyta, Magnoliopsida, Lamiales, Lamiaceae. The coding region runs from base 22 to 1113 and encodes 363 amino acids. The record is from RefSeq and is a predicted model, not a curated record. The transcript is spliced from 5 exons.
CACACUCUUUCUCACCAAACAAUGUCACACAUUGCAACAUUCUUAAUCACCACCCUCAAAUUAGUGUUUCUCACUUUCACAUGUUUUCAAUUGUCAUCCAGCCUUGAUGUGGGCUGUGAUUUAUUCCAAGGCAGCUGGGUGGCCGGCGCCGGCCCUAUCUACGACGUUCCGAUGUGCCCUUUCGUCGACAAACAGUUCGACUGCGCCGGAAACGGAAGGCCGGACAAGCUCUACCUCAAUUACACAUGGAAGCCCAACAACUGCAAAUUGCCCAAAUUUAGUGGGGUGGAUUUUUUGAGGAGGUUUCAAGGGAAGAGAAUAUUGUUUGUGGGAGAUUCCCUUAGCUUGAAUCAGUGGGAAUCUCUUGCAUGCAUGCUUCAUGCAUCGGUUCCUCGGUCAAACUACACCAUCAAAAAGACAGGAGGGGUUUCCACGUUUUACAUGCCGGAGUACAAUAUGUCGUUGAUGUUGUCCAGGAAUGCGCUAUUGGUCGAUUUAGUUGUGGACGGGAAGAGGGGGAGGGUUUUGAAGCUCGAUUCGAUCAAGAAUGGGGAGUCGUGGAAAGGGUUUAAUAUGCUUGUGUUCAAUUCAUGGCAUUGGUGGGUUCAUAAGGGAAGACAAACGCCGUGGGACUACAUCCAAUUUGGUGGUGAAGUGUACAAAGACAUGGAUCGAUUGAAAGCUUACGAGUUGGGCCUAAGAACAUGGUCCAAGUGGGUGGAUUCUAACAUCAAUCGUUUGCAAACUAGGGUUUUCUUUCAAGGCAUCUCACCUACUCAUUACAAUGGCAUCGAGUGGAAUAAUGCAUUACCGAACGGAGCAUCGUGCUAUGGAGAGACGGAGCCGAUUCAUGGAUCCGUGUACCCUGGGCCAGAUCUGCCGGCCGUGGCAGCAGUAAAGCGCGUGCUGAGAAACAUGACGACGUCGGUGCAGCUGCUGGACGUGACCACGCUCUCGGCGCUGCGGAAAGACGGCCAUCCGUCGGCAUACGGCAUCGGCGGGAAGAAGGGGAACGACUGCAGCCAUUGGUGCCUCGCUGGCGUGCCGGAUACUUGGAACCAACUGCUCUAUGUCACUCUAGUUGCUAAUGGAAAUCAAUUAAUUCCAAAAUAAAAUUUGCUCAUUACUAAAAGCAUUCUUUUUUCUAUGUGUACAUGUUGAGACGACUAAUUAAAUUGAUUUCAUUUUAAAAUUUUGAAGUUUGUUGACAAUGUGUACAUGUUGUUGAGACGAAAAGUAUAAAAUCAAAGAAUGAAUUCUUACAUUGAAUUUUUUUUAUAAA